UUCUCCCAUUCAUCAUCAACUUUUUUUCUUUUCUUCUGCUUUCAUUUAAAUCCCUUUCUCUUCUUCUCUUUCUCUCAUUCUUCUUCUUCUUCUUCUUCUUCAUCUUCCAAACCCCACCAUGCCUCUUCACUCUCUCCCCGACGACAACCACCACGAUUUCGUCGCCGAGUUAACUCACCGCAUGGCUUGCUUCUUGCUUUCCGACGACGACACUCUCCAUUCGUCACGAGACUCCAUACAUGAAAGUGCAGAAGGUUGCUCUCAGGAACCAUCACCCUCUGCCGCCCCUGAAGAGCGUUCAUGGAAGAGCGGCUACGACAUGUUUGGGAAGCUUCAAAGCUUCAAUAUUGGACUCUAUUCUCAUCAAUCUCUCGUUCAGGAACAGAUUCGAGCCAUUGAACUGUCAGGGGUGAAGCAAGACCAGGUAGCCGUGUCCCCCAAACAGACACCCGCUCCGCAUCGGAAAAACCUAGGACAGACAUACGAGCCCAAGAAAGGAAACGUACGGAGGGCCCGCCCGCCGCGGCCAGGCCCACAACACGGUGCUGGCAUGCGGGCCUUGUUUCUUGACGGGCCCGGUUCUAGGGGUGGGACCGGCGUUUUCUUGCUGCGUGCAGGAGCCCCUACCCCGUCCGAAUCUACUAACAAGCAAGGCAAAGGUUGUUCCACAGUUCUUAUACCUGCCAGAGUUGUCCAGGCUCUGCAACUCCACUUCGACCAAAUGGCUGCCACGUCUGGGCCCAAAGCUGGUGCCUUUCAUCCUCUUCAUGAUGUUGUAGUGAGUGACAGGGAUGGCAUGUAUUCACUUCAGAAUCAUCAGUCACAGAAAGCAGCAACGAGUAUCCAGAAUGAAACGAUUCUGCCACAAGAGUGGGCAUAUUGAGGAUUGCAGAAGCGCGUGGAAUUAAUUUCCUAGUACUCCUCUUUCUACACAUACAUAUAGAAUAAUAUUAACAAUAAUAAAUAAAAAUAAUGUUUUGGCAGUUUUGGUGAAACUGAAACAAACAAAGAUAGGUAUGAAGAAGAAUAAAGCAGAAAAAGAAUUCCCAAACAACAGAUCUGAUCUGAUGAAUAUGCAGAGGGAAGAAUCUUGCACCCAGCAGAGUACGAGGAACAGGGAUGAAUAUACUGAUUUAAUAAUGUCUUGUUUUGUAUUUUGCUUGUCCAGGGUAUAAAGAAAUAUGUAAAAGUAUAAAUAAAAUCUAGCUCAGUCUCUUUGUAUGUAAAGGAAGCUAGACUCUGGAAUAUUAAACCUAUAUCAGAACAGAGGAUGUCUUUUAAAAUCCUUUGUAACAGUUCA
Messenger RNA from Vigna umbellata (rice bean), 1300 nucleotides. Its product is annotated as G patch domain protein. Lineage: Eukaryota; Viridiplantae; Streptophyta; Magnoliopsida; Fabales; Fabaceae. The record is from RefSeq and is a predicted model, not a curated record.